AUGGCAAUUGCAGCAACCAUGAGCCACAACAACAACAACGAUGAAAACAACAUUGGUCACGACAACAAUAACAAAGAUGAUGAUGAUGACCAUGAGCAUGACAUGGUUAUGCCUGGGUUUCGCUUCCAUCCUACGGAAGAAGAACUCGUUGAGUUCUACCUUCGCCGUAAGGUUGAGGGCAAACGCUUUAAUGUCGAACUCAUUGCUUUCUUGGAUCUUUAUCGCUAUGACCCUUGGGAACUUCCUGUACUCUCGAAAAAGGAUCUCCUUCUUGGUCUUCUUGCUAGAGUCGAAUCUUUCUGUGCUGAGAUAUCGCUUUGCCGUGUCUACAAGAGAGCUGGAGUAGAAGAUCACCCAUCUCUCCCUCGUUCACUUCCAUCACGAGCAUCCUCAUCGAGGGGGCCUCAAUCUGAGAAGAAACACCAAAGUACUCAUCUUAUGGUGGAAAGAUUUCAUCCUUUUGUCGGACAAUCAUCAUCAUCACAGCAAAUUGAAAUGGAAAAGAUGAGUGAAACAGAUGCAAGCAGUAGCUCAGAUGUCCCAACAGCUCUUGGACUAUCUAAGCAUAACAUUAAUGCCUACCAUCCAAUCCCUCCAAUUAGUACCUCACUGGGACUGCCAGCUUCAGUAGAAGAAGGAAUGUUUCUAAACCAGUCCAAGUCUUUAGUCCCCAACUGCACUAACCUCUUCACCGUCACAUCUUCCAUGUCGUCGAAUCCAGUCGAUGAUCUGCACAGACUAGUUAACUACCAACAAGCUAGCAUAAGUCAUCAUCACCAUCAGGAUCAGCAGCAGCAGCAACAACAACAACAAUUUUAUCUUCUUCAACCACCCCAACACCAACCCUCACAGCUCUCUAGCAUGGCGCCACAGUCGCAGCCACUGCACCUCAGCAUGCUACCAAACAUGCUACCAACCACCUUUCAAGACAGACUAUGGGAAUGGAAUCAAAUGCCAGACUCAAAUAGAGACUACAAUAAUCCAUUCAAGUAA
This is a messenger RNA of Dovyalis caffra, 993 nucleotides long. NCBI's taxonomy places the organism in Eukaryota, Viridiplantae, Streptophyta, Magnoliopsida, Malpighiales, Salicaceae. The record is from the annotation of a GenBank genome assembly.